UGAGUGUUGGACUAAAUUCGAGUUUUUGGCAAAGAGAUAGAGAGACAAUGGCCCACUUGGAGUACAAUCGUCGCGAUUCGCAGGCAGCUGGCUUGGGAUUGGGUGGUGGUGGCGAUGCGGAUAACAGUGCCUUGAUGCGCCGCACCACUGCAGCUUUAGCAACACCACCACCGCCGCCAGCGGUGCAGCGCCAAUCGAUGGUGGUGGAGCCGCGAUUCCAGGAUGAGGAGGUGACCAGCUGCCAGGAGGUAACCACCAAGGGAUCCCCAGCAAGCAACCAUGGAAAGCCCAAUCAACUGGUGCGCUUCUGCCUGCGCCUGGGCUACAAUGCCCUGCUCUAUCCCUACGAAAUGGCCAAGGUGCUCAUCCAGCUGGGCCACGAGCCGCUGCCGGCUCGUCCCUUCCACCUGCCGCUGCUGCACCGGCGUCCGCGGCUCUUCCUGCCCGGCGUCCACCAGUAUGUGCAGCACAUCCGGCGGCUGGAUGGCCACGGUGGCAUGUAUCGUGGCCUGACCGCUCGCCUGGCGGCCAGCACAGUGGACUAUUUGCUGGGGGAUCUCCUCCUGGCCCUGCUGCACUUCAAGCCCUACAAGCGGGGCGCCAAGGAGGAGCCGAGCCUCAAGGAGUUCGGCUGGAAUCUCGCGAGGAACAGUCUGCGCCUGGCCACCGCAGUGGCUCUGUCGCAACCCUUCUACGUGGUCAUGGUGCGCCAGGUGGCCCAGUUUGUGGGUCGCGAACGCGUCUACGAGGGUCUCUGCGGCAGCCUGAUGACGCUGGUGAAGCAGGAGGGAUGGGCUGGACUCUUUGCCGGGAUGAUGCCACGCCUGCUGGGCGAGAUGUGCGUUCUGGGGGUGACUAGCCUGCUGAGCCACCUCUGCCUUCGUUUGAUUCCGAUGAGCCGCCAGCAGCAGCAGUACAACGCGGUGAUCAUCCAGAUGCUGGCCAGCCUAGUGGCCUAUCCCCUGGAGGUGACCGCCGCCUGCAUGGCCGGCACGGGUGCUCCACUCGCCGCCUGCGAGCCGCCGAGCAUGCCGCUCUACAACCACUGGGCCGACUGCCUCAGCGAUCUCUACGCCCGCGGCGGCCACAAUCGCGGGGCCAUUCUCUUCUGGCGCACCGUUCCCAGGAUCCAGUUGGUCAAGCGCCACCAGGAUGGGCACCCCGUGAGAUUGGGCCAGUGA
Drosophila takahashii is the source of this 1181-nucleotide messenger RNA. Its product is annotated as mitochondrial carrier homolog 2. The record is from RefSeq and is a predicted model, not a curated record. NCBI's taxonomy places the organism in Eukaryota, Metazoa, Arthropoda, Insecta, Diptera, Drosophilidae.